Molecule: messenger RNA, 294 nt
Organism: Beauveria bassiana ARSEF 2860
Lineage: Eukaryota; Fungi; Ascomycota; Sordariomycetes; Hypocreales; Cordycipitaceae
Exons: 2
Coding region: 1-294 (97 amino acids)
Source: RefSeq, a predicted model, not a curated record
AUGGGCGACGCCGGUGUGGGAGCAAGCCCCGAAGAAAAUCUACUGCGAAUGCAAGAUCAGCUGUUCGAUUCCGAAAGCCGCCAACACACCGUGGCGAAUAACUGGGACUCCGCCACCACGAAUGCUCCGCUUGAGACAGCUGAGGCGGUGCCUGAAGAACACUACAGGAUCCAGGCGCUAGCGCAGGGAGCCUUGGGCUUUUCCCUCACGGACCGUCCCCUGAAGCGAAACAGAGCUGCAUUUGAGGCGCGGCCUUCCGGAAGGCACUCGCUCAGGUUAUCCGGAGGCACAUAG